ACCGCUAUCAGAGCUCCUCCCCGUUGACUUCCCUUGAGCCGGUUGCAGCGUUGUAGUGCGACCUCUCACGGCGCCGGGCAAAACUGCCUCAAAAUGGCUCCGUUUUCACGUGCCACGACCUGUUUUCUAUAGGCCGCAGCUACAUGCAAAACAUCAGCCAUCUUAGCACCCUGAAAUCCCCCGGGUGGCACUAGGGGGGAUGGGGCUUCGAGGUAGUGUCGGGCGUUGAACACUCUUCACAAGUUCGCACGUUAACUUGAAGAGAACUUGUUUUCGCACCCGACACUUGGUGAGCAGUUGUUUGGGGACUUGCAAUUGUUCGUUCAACCUUUUAAAGUCCUUGUUUGUUCCUUCUUCUCUUUUCUCUCUUACACUCAAGGUGCUCGUUGAAUUGCUUGUAAAGCUUCCCUCUUCGCGAGACAUUAUGACUUGUCCGUCGCUCAUUUUCAAACUAAUCAACUUGCUGUUUUAUAUGUCUUUCGGCACCUGCAUGAGGUUGUAACUAGGCUAACCCUUUGCGGACGCAUAUUUCGCAAGGGCACCUCAUGACUUAGGGAAUCUCAACUAAGUCUGAGAAGUUGGCGCAAGGGUGCUUCACGACUUAUGCAACUCCAGAGGCCUUAUGGCUAGCAAACGUAUUCAAAAGGAGCUUCUGGAUUUGCAAAGGGAUCCUCCAGCAUCCUGCAGUGCUGGGCCUGUUGGUGAAGAUCUGUUUCACUGGCAAGCAACAAUUAUGGGCCCUUCUGACAGUCCCUAUGCAGGGGGGGUGUUUUUUGUGAUGAUUCAUUUCCCAGCUGACUACCCAUUCAAGCCUCCCAAGGUCAACUUUCAGACCAAGGUGUACCAUCCAAACAUCAACUCAAAUGGAAGCAUCUGUCUUGAUAUCCUGAAGGACCAGUGGAGCCCAGCUCUGACCAUAUCCAAAGUGCUUCUCUCCAUCUCAUCUCUGCUCACAGAUCCCAACCCAGACGACCCUCUUGUCCCUGAGAUUGCACACAUAUACAAAACACACAGGUCCCGCUACGAAGAAAUAGCACGGUCAUGGACGCAGAAGUAUGCAAUGGGCUGAUGACAAAGGAAAGGAGCACGUUGUGAGGAGUUCCAAUGACUUGAAACAGACUUGGUGCUUGUGUAUCUUGGUGAACUUGUGUGAAUUAGUAUUCUUGAUGUCUUAAGAUCGAGUUCUGCCCUGUGCUUGAAUUCAGUACUCAGAUCUUUCUAGUUACGAACUGUGGAUAGGUACCACCUAUUUCUUGUGCUAAAUGCCUGAAGUUGGCAUCUUUGUUA
Molecule: messenger RNA, 1287 nt
Organism: Musa acuminata AAA Group (dessert banana)
Lineage: Eukaryota; Viridiplantae; Streptophyta; Magnoliopsida; Zingiberales; Musaceae
Product: ubiquitin-conjugating enzyme E2 5A-like
Exons: 4
Coding region: 623-1069 (148 amino acids)
Biological process (GO): protein polyubiquitination
Cellular component (GO): nucleus
Molecular function (GO): ubiquitin conjugating enzyme activity
Source: RefSeq, a predicted model, not a curated record